Molecule: messenger RNA, 3272 nt
Organism: Dreissena polymorpha
Lineage: Eukaryota; Metazoa; Mollusca; Bivalvia; Myida; Dreissenidae
Exons: 3
Coding region: 143-487 (114 amino acids)
Source: RefSeq, a predicted model, not a curated record
AAUAGAAGAUAAAUCACCGAGGAAGAACAACACAUAAGCCCAUACAAGAACAGAGUCGCACUGGGUUUCGGGUUGGCUUUUUCACAGAGUUUCGUUUACUUAUUCAACGUACCGGUAGUAUUGGUUAUACGAAAAUCAAAUCAUGUGGAAAGGAGUUGUAAGAUUGGUUUUGAUCUGGUUCGCUUUAGGGUUCGCUACUGCAGAGGACGCGCAGUGUCCGAUAAGAAAGGAAUGCAUGUGCGAGUUCUCAAACGACGCCGACGGCGGUGAGGAUAUGGCCGCGACUGCGAGCUCCAAGUCGGAGAUUCUGGCAGCGGCAGCCGGCGCAAUGAGCCCGCUGCUUGUCGGAGGGGCAGCCCUGGGAAUAUACAAGCUGGUAAAGAAAAGCAGUGAUUCGCCGGGACUCGACCGCCAGGACUCUAACGUGUCCGAUGCGCCGGCGUACAGCAGUCGCAAAGGUUCCCCGGCCGUGCCUAGGCAACACUAGACGGGGCAUAUCUUAAGCGAGAUGAGCCGGGAAGCAGCCAGACGUCAUUUCGUUGGAAUAACAUCUUGUGCACUUCACUGAACCAAAAUAUUUAAGAUACAGUUUUUUGUCAUUAUUGGUUGGAAACAUGCGAUUUACAUCUAUGUUUAAGUUAUAUGUGAAUUUUAUAAUUCUUGUACAAUGGCAGACAACCAUUCGCCUGAAUGCGGACAUGAAAUGAUUGUAAAACUAAGCAAAACUUACAGAUAAGAAAAACGAAACAGAGCAAGUAUGUAACGGCGAAAACAACAGCGUAAAAAAUCGAUUUUACCUUAAAUUAAUCGUCAUUUGAAAAUACAUAUAUUUAUUUUAAAAUAAGCAUUAUUGUUUGAAAAGUUAAUUAAAAACAAAUCAGGUCUGCGUUUUAUAGCCAAAUAGGUAUAUAAAUUUUCGCUGUGGGAAAUGAAUUAUAUAAAAAGGUAUUUUUUUUAUAAAUUCAACGCGUUCUACUCUACAAGGAGUCAUACCCUAGACUUUAAAAUCGCUUAUAACUUAAAAGGCUCUAUAAAGGUGACGAUCCAUAAUUAUUUACCCAUUUUUAAAUAUUUUUUUCAUAUUGUAUUUAUAAAGGUUAUCAAAAAACAAUAUAUAUAUAUAUGCUAUUGGACAUUACCAUAAAAAACGAGCAAUACAACUUGUUUUGAGCUCAAAAUACAGUGUCCUCCAAGUCAAUUGUGAGUUUAUUCACAUCGCUGUUUACUUGGGAAAGUGACUCAGGUUACCAAAAAUAUAUUGUUGAUUUUCAACGUUUUCCGGUAUCACUCACAAAGUAGGUCUCUUCUAAAUGGUUAAAACGUUUGUAGUGAUCUAAUAAGUUACCUUCUGCUGGUAAAAAGUGGUUUAAAAUAGAAUUACAAUUUAAUUUUCUUUCGGCUUUUUUUAGCAUGUGUUACCGCUCUGAGGCUACACACCACGUUAGUUGCAAAAAUGUAACCAUUUCUUCCAAUUAUGAAACGGGUAUAUCUUCCAUAAUUCUUGACAACGUUGCACCUAAGCUGUGUUAUAAGCAUUUUUUUAUGCGAGAGUAACUGAAAUCCGGUUAAAAUUAGACCAGUUUAUAUGCAUAAUAAUUGGAUUUGUCACCUUUAUAGGGCCUUUAAAGUUAAUCGUAAAUAUAUUUUAAUUCAAAGUGGAUAAUUAUAUAGUGUUUACUUGAAUCCUGAUUCAUUUUGUCAUUUCAUUUUUUUAAUGAUAAAUGUGUUGAAGAAUUAGAUGUUUAAAGAACCUUUUUAAUUAUCUUUCAUAAAAUUCAAGUCUUGUAUUAGAACAUGUGAGCCGCGUUACGCGAAAAUGGGUCUUAUUACAAUCACGCAUAAACAAGCUCUGCGCAGUCUGGUCAAAAGCUUAGUGGUCCGCUUUAAGUUAACGUAAGGUUUGGUGGUCUCAAAAGCGGGCAGGGUAGCUACUGGCCAGACUGCGCGAAUGCCCAGACUGGUUUGGAACUACGCUUGCUGAAAAUGUCAUAAGAUACAUUUUGCAUGACGCGGUUCAAUAACAAGAUGUUAACUUCCACUAGACAAACGUCUUCGUUUAUGAUUUGUUUGUGAUUGUAUGCUGUCAAAUUAAAUGUCAUCCCGAAUUUUGUUAAAAAUAGUUAACUAAAAAAUUACAUACAUGUAAUAAUCUUUCUUUGUAUUGUUAAACGUGUAUUACAAUGUCAUAUCUGAUUUAUGCAUACAUGUAUUUGGAUCUUUUACACAUGUUAACUUGAGACUUCUAAAAAUUACAGAGCUAUUAUUACAAAUUAUAUUUUAUAAUAAUCGUGGCAUACAACUGUCUUACGACAACCACAUUACGUUUACGAUAACUAUCAAGUUGACAAGUUCGUGUCGAUACUUAUUUAUUGCGAUAUUUGCAUGAAUAUUAUUUUUGACGUAUUUGUGUUCGAUCAUAAAUAAUUACACUGAGUGGCAUAUUCGUGCCAAGAACUGAAAAAACAACAUUUUCUUGGGUUUGCUAGGUCUUCAAACAAUCUAAAUUAUUUCCACAUCAGUGUGCUUAUACUAACAUUAUAACGAAAUAUGAUUAUGUGACCCGUGAAUUUAGCCCGGGGUGCUCUGAAAUAUUUUGCUAACGUUAAAUAACGUAUCUAUUCCAAUCACUUGCUAAGGUUUGUGAACAAAUUAAAGUUUAAAACUUUGCGAUCGUAAAAAAGGUGUCCAUAUAAUUUUUACGACAAAUAUCUAAUAAGUUAGUCCACGUUUGAGAGUACUAAUAAUAGUCUUAUUUAUUUGGUAACGUAAACCUUCACACGUUGAUAUUACUUCUAAUAUGUAUGUUAAGUUUGUGUCUCUUUAAGUCAAGAAUUGAGCAGAAAAAAAUCAGAAAACUAUCGCGAACACAAUCCUAAAUAUAUAAUCACGAUACGGAAGUGAUCUAAGCGUGUAACGGUAUUGCGAAACGUAUAUGGGUAUUGUAAGGCACAUAUAUGCCACCUUAUAAUUGAUACGGCAUUUCAUCUUGUUCUAUAAUUAUAUAACUCAUUGUUCAAUCCCGCGCGCGGGUUCCGGCACGAACGGAACAGUACUGCGACUGACAAUUUUUUCAGUCAGGUUAAUAAAUAUAAUAAAGCUUUAUUUUAUGUAGACCUUUUAAAAUCCAUUUUACUACAAUUGGACAUUUUUAUUAAAAUUAAUGGAUGCAACGUGGUGACAACGUUAAUUAAAAUGUCUUACAUCACUUAAAUAUCUUAUAAAAAUACACGUGUUUUUAUAUUAACAAAUAAAUGCAAACAACACAUCUAUUA